GAACGUACACCCCAAGGCGCCAAAGCAAAGCAAGGAAAAGGAAAGCAACAAGGAGGACUCACGCAGUACGCGCGAGACCUCGAGCUCAAGUCCUUGCUUAUCUUUCUUGCUGCAAAUAGCUUGAAGUCGAUCCGCGAAAGGACGACCGCACCAGCUAGCAUUCGUUACCUUCAUCAGCUUCGACAGCAAUGGAGGUUAAGGUGCUGAGCUCCAAGCUCGUCAAGCCCGCUUACAAUGCCGGUGCGGGCCCAGCGCCGGCGGUCAGUGCGGAUGAGUACACCCCCCUGACCAUCUUCGACGUGGUCACGUACAAGAUGCAGAUGGCCAUCAUCUACGCCUUCCCGCCGCCGGCCCCAUCGACGGCGGCCAUCGAGAACGGCCUGGCCGCGGUGCUGGCCGAGUACCGCGCAUUCGCGGGGCAGCUGGGCGUGGCCCCAGACGGCACGCCCGCGGUGCUGCUCAACGACCGCGGCGCGCGCCUCGUGGAGGCGGCCGUGGACGCGGACCUCGUGGACAUGGCGCCCGCCAAGCCCACCCCGGAGCUGCUCCGGCUGCACCCGGACCUGGAGGAGGAGGAGCUCCAGGAGGUGGUGCUCCUGCAGCUGACCCGGUUCCGGUGCGGCUCACUCGCCGUCGGGUUCACGUCCAACCACGUCGUGGCCGACGGCCACGCCACCAGCAACUUCCUCGUGGCGUGGGGGCGCGCCACCAGGGGCCUCCCGACGGGCCUGCCCCCCGUGCCCCGCCAGGCGGGGCUCUUCAAGCCGCGCCCUUCGCCCCGCGUCGACUUCGACCACCGCAGCAGGGAGUGGUACCUGCCGUCGCCCGCCGAGACCGAGAAGCAGCACGGCCACGGCCGCGAGGGCGCGGCGGCGGCGGAGAGCAUCGUGAUCCAGAAGGCGCAUUUCACCAAGGACUUCAUCGCGCGGCUCCGCGCCAAGGCAUCGGAAGGCCGCGGCCGCCCGUUCAGCCGGUUCGAGACCGUCCUGGCCCACCUGUGGCGCGCCAUGACGCGCGCCCGCGGGCUGAGCCCCGACGAGACCUCGCAGAUCCGGCUGUCCGUGGACGGGCGCCACCGCCUCGGCCUCCCCGCCGAGUACUUCGGCAACCUGGUCCUCUGGGCGUUCCCGACCGCCACGGUGGCGGACCUGCUGGGGCGGCCGCUGAAGCACGCGGCGCAGGUGAUCCACGACGAGGUGGCGAGCGUCGACGGCAGCUACUUCAGGUCGUUCAUCGACUUCGCGACGUCCGGCGCCGCGGAGAGGGAGGGGCUGGCGCCCAGCGCCGUCUGCAAGGACGUCCUGUGCCCGAACGUGGAGGUGGACAGCUGGCUCACCUUCCCGUUCUACGAGCUGGACUUCGGCACGGGCAGCCCGACCUACUUCAUGCCGUCCUACUUCCCCACGGAGGGGAUGCUGUUCCUCGUGCCGUCCUACAUCGGCGAUGGCAGCGUCGACGCAUUCGUGCCCGUCUUCCAGCAAAACCUCGAGGCGUUCAAGGAGUGCUGCUACGCCAUGGACUAGGAUCGGGCUGCAGGCGUCGUAGCGGAGGCAGGAGGGGAAGGGAAUGCUUGCAUAUCCCGAUCGCCCGUAGGUUGAACCGUCGGAUCAAGGACGUGUCUAAUUAAGCGAGUGUUUCAUUGAGUUUUGGGAGAUUAAAUUUAUGAUUCAAUUUAAUUAUGAGGUUAAUCAAUAAUAAUGACAAUAAUCAGUCUGUUCAUUUUUAA
Molecule: messenger RNA, 1726 nt
Organism: Zea mays
Lineage: Eukaryota; Viridiplantae; Streptophyta; Magnoliopsida; Poales; Poaceae
Product: putrescine hydroxycinnamoyltransferase 3
Exons: 1
Coding region: 189-1523 (444 amino acids)
Molecular function (GO): acyltransferase activity, transferring groups other than amino-acyl groups
Source: RefSeq, a predicted model, not a curated record